Molecule: messenger RNA, 813 nt
Organism: Vitis vinifera (wine grape)
Lineage: Eukaryota; Viridiplantae; Streptophyta; Magnoliopsida; Vitales; Vitaceae
Product: lanC-like protein GCL2
Exons: 2
Coding region: 1-813 (270 amino acids)
Biological process (GO): peptide modification; carbohydrate metabolic process
Cellular component (GO): plasma membrane
Source: RefSeq, a predicted model, not a curated record
AUGGAUUCCGAGCUCGUUGAAGAAACCCCACCAACCCAAGAAGAAACACCCGCCCAAGGGGGGAAGGACUCGCUUAUCAAGCUUCUCUCUAUUCCCUUUUCUGCACUCUCUCAGAGGCUCAAACGAACAGCUCUCGAUCUCAAAGAAACCGCUGUGAUAGAGACUUGGGGACUCAUUGGGCAACAUGUGCGAGACUUUACCCUCUACUCUGAGUCUGGGGUUCUUGGGACAACUUACUUGCUAGCGUAUCUAGUUACUGCCAACAAGACUGAUCUGGGUCUUUGCUCUGAGAUUGUGAAGGCUUGCGACUCUACUUCUUUUGGUUCAAAGGAUAUUACAUUUAUAUGCGGACGAGCUGGUGUUUGUGCUCUUGGUGCUGUUGUAGUAAAGUACAGUGGUGAUGAGCGUUUGAUGAAUUACUAUUUAAGUCGAUUUAACGAGAUAAAACUGCCACGAAGUCUCCCUGAUGAGUUAUUGUAUGGGAGAGUUGGGUUCUUAUGGGCGUGUUUGUUCUUAAACAAACAUAUAGGUCAGGGAACAGUUCCUCCUACCUACACUGGAGCAGUUGUAAGUGAAAUUAUAAAGAACGGAAUACGAUUGGCUAACAAGGGAAGAUGCCCAUUGAUGUUUGAAUGGUAUGGGGAAAAGUAUUGGGGUGCUGCCCAUGGCUUGGUGGGGAUUAUGCAUGUUUUAAUGCGCAUGGAAUUGAUAAUUGAUGAGAAGGAAAUGUUAAAACACAGGGGUUGUUGUUCGUUCUCUCAUGAUGUUAUGUCUAAAGUCCCCUCAUCUAGGUUGUGGGGCUGUUUCAAGUAG